Molecule: messenger RNA, 2883 nt
Organism: Adineta ricciae
Lineage: Eukaryota; Metazoa; Rotifera; Eurotatoria; Adinetida; Adinetidae
Source: the annotation of a GenBank genome assembly
AUGAAUGAAUGUGGUGCCGUACAAAAGAGCAGUAGUGUAAGAGUGAAGAGAAUUGAGCAAUCAACAAUACAAAUAAUGACACGUUAUUUUCUCGUUUUCGCAACUUUUAUCCUCUUUGAACUUGUUCAUAGCGAAGAACAACUUGUUCAAACAGAUUCUCGUUUGUCUUCCUCAUCAUUAUGUUCGAUUCACCGACAAGGAUUCAGCCAAUUCGAACGUGUCCAACUAACAUCUACAUCCAUCAAUAUUCGCUUGAAAAAUAUUUUUUCCGAGGUCACAUGUCCAUCGGUACGUGUCGAUGUUGCCAUAACAAAUCUUCAAACAAAUAAACUCGAACGAACAAUUGAAAACAUCCAAACGAGCACCGUUCGAAUCGAUCAAUUAUUUCCCAAUGAAAAUUAUUCAAUCACCGUCAAAAUAUCCAAUGAAAUAGAUACACGUAUUUUACCAGCACACGUCUUCCAAACGCUUCCAUUCGCAAGUCAACAAACUGAAACUUUGACCAAUGAAGAUCUCUUAUCAAUUGAACAUAUCGAAGCAUUUGUACUUCCACACACACUUCUUUACAUCGUUACAUUACCACCGCAAAUGCGUCGAGCAAGCAUUCUGGCGAAUAUUACUCUUUCUUAUUUUCACAAUCGACGACAAUAUCAGUAUCAUCAGCUUGUCAAACCAUUAGAUAAUAAUGUUAUUUCACAUCUUGGUCGGCUGACAACAAAAACAAUCGCGUUUUCGCUUGAAUUGCCAUAUGAAAAUAAGACUUCAAUAGAAUACACAAGUUUCAUUCAAUUAUUUCUUUCAAACGAUCAACGACACUCGAUUGUUGAUCAUCCUGUUAUCAUCGAAUCACCUCAACCGAUAACGAUGGAAUUCAUUUCUCUUUCCACUCGAUCGAUGCGUGUAUCAAUACACCAUUUAUGUUUAUCAUACAUCGAAGUAAAAGUAACUGUUUACCAAAAUUCAGAAAUUAUCUCUCGUGGUCAAUGUGAUAUUAAUAAGAAAGACAAUUCUCUCGAGGCCAUUGUCAAUGGACAGUGUUCUUUAAUGUUUGAUAAACUUCAACCUGAACAAAACUAUUCACUAUCAAUUCGCACAACAUGUCCGAUAACAACCUCAUCAGGAGCAUCAUAUGUCUUUUAUGAUCGUGCGCGUGUCUUUCCAUUUCAAACAACAAGCGGUUUACCAGAUGACAGAUCAUUCCUAUUAUCAUUUUCUCAAACUAAUCGAACAAUAUCAUGGAAGGAACCAUCAUCAAACAUGUCUUAUUUUGGUCCUGAUUAUUACUAUCAAUUAUUGAUCAAAUUAAAUCAGAAUUGGACAUUGAUCUACCAGGGAAAUGAAACAUUUUAUCAAUUGAACAAGACGUUAAUUGACAGGACUAAUCUUACUUUCCGAUUGUAUGUGGGCAAUCGGUUCGGACGACAGGAAAAGAAUUACUCACAAAUUGACAUACAUAUUAAUGCUGUUCGUCCUUCGUAUACAAACAAUCAAAUUGUUUCUUUUACACUUUUAAUAUUAUUUUUACUUCUACUUCUUUUCGGCUUUCUAUGUUUUGGAUUCUAUCUGCGAAAUAAAAAACUCUAUGGUAAACUCAAAAAGAAGUAUUACCAAAAUGGGGAAAUAUCGGAUAAGGAACUGGAACAUCUUCGAUCGCUGACUCAUCCAACUGGAUUGAAAGAUAAUAUUCUCUAUACCUGGAAUCACACACCAACGAAUGGUGAUUUGAACAAACUACCAACAAUUGAACGUGCUUUGAUUAAACUUGAUCGAUUGAUUGGCAAAGGAGCAUUUGGUGAAGUUUAUGCUGGGACGAUGCUGUCAAAGCAACCAGUGGCGGUCAAGACGUUGCUUAGUACUGCUUCAUCCUCGCAGCGCGUGGAUUUUUUGAAAGAAGCAAUCAUUAUGAAUCAAUUUAGUCAUGAGCAUAUCAUACAUUUAUUAGGUGUUUGCUUUCAAAAUGAUAAUCAACCGCAGUUUCUCGUUCUUGAAUUAAUGAAUCGAGGAGAUUUACAGAAUUAUUUGCGACGUUCAAGACCAACAAAAGAGAAUAAUUAUCAAUGUCAAUUAUCGUACGAAGAUUGUUUAGACAUUGCCAAACAGAUCGCUGAUGGUGCUUGCUAUCUUGAACAACAUUCAUACGUGCAUCGAGAUUUAGCGGCACGAAAUUGUCUUGUUUCAACAUCAGAAAAUGGAAACAUGGUUGUUAAAAUCGGAGAUUUCGGUUUAGCAAGAAUGUUGAGUCAACAAGAUUAUUAUCGAAAGACAGGUGAAGCACUUUUACCUGUACGAUGGAUGGCACCUGAAUCUUUGCUUGAUGCUCUAUUCACCUCGCAUUCAGAUAUAUGGUCGUUUGGAAUUGUCAUGUGGGAGAUUAUCACAUUAGGCCAAGUGCCAUAUUCACCAUUGAAUAAUCAACAAGUUAUAUCGUUAGUAACUACCACGCGAGGAACAUUACAGAAGCCAACACAAUGCACUCAAACUUUAUAUGAAUUAAUGAUAACAUGUUGGCAUUAUAUCCCAGAAAAUCGGCUGAAUUUUCGAGAUGUUCAUUCUCGUCUGAAUGAAAUUGAAUUGGAUAAACAGAAAGAACAACCAGCAACGUGGUUUUCCUAUGAAACAUCUUCAGAAACAGCUCGUCAAGUUGUCAAUGGUGUUUUGAGUCAUAUUGAACCGCCAACAUCCAUAUCAUUUGAAGGUUCCGACGCAGGUGAAUGUCGCUCAUCAACAUCAGGUUGUUUUUCAUCAAUGACCGAAAGCAACUCACAAUUGCAUCAUCAUUCAAAUCGACUAGCGUCACCUUAUCAAUUGCGUUUAAUUGACGAUACAACGAGUAAUGAAUUCAUGGGAGACAGUCACAGUGACAUUAUUGUACGUUCUUUGUAA